CCCUUGCGAUCUGAGCCGGCAACUAGCUGAAUAUGAUGUGAAUGUAAUUCACAUUUGUUUUAGUUACAGGCUGGCACAGAACAGAGAUAGUAUUUUCAUAAAAAUAUUUAAAAGCUGCAAAAAAAAAACUACAAAAUUUCUCGUCUGAUAUAAAAAUUUUUGUUAGCUUGCCGGACAUUUGAUACUUUUUAAAAUUUUCUACGAAAAAUUCGAAAUUGUUCGUGAAAGAGGAACUUUAAAAUAUAAACUUUAAGAUGAAGCACAUGCGCCGUCAAGUCUUUCGCAGCGUUAUGGGACUCCAGAGGCAGCAGCAGCAGAAGCAGCAAUCGUUGCAGCAUUUGACCGUGAGAUUCACUUGCGACGAGUCGAAAGGCAAGGGUGGCGGCAAGGGCCUCGUUGUCGGAAUCUAUAGGAAGGAGGGCAACAAGGAUCCAAAGUUCACGCCAUCGGGUGAGAAGCUCAACGAUCGCACUGGGGGCAAGCUGCGGCAACUUGUCUGCGAGACGGGGGUGAAUGGUUCACUGGGUCGUGGACGUGUCUUCAACAAUAUCGAUCCUGAUUUUAAUGCGGUGGCUGUCGUUGGAGUGGGCAUCGAGGGCAUCGGUUUCAAUGAGCUGGAAAUGCUGGACGAGGGCAUGGAAAAUGUGCGCGUCGCUGCCGGAAUUGGUGCGAGAUCAUUGCAGAAGCAGGGUGUACGAUCUAUUUCUGUCGAUGGCAUGGAUUAUGCGGAACAGGCAGCCGAGGGAGCCGCAUUGGCCGUUUGGAGAUUCAAUGAAAACUUGGCCAAGAAAAAACGUUUGCCUGUGCCACAUUUGGAAUUGUACGACUCGCACGAUUUGGAUGGAUGGACGCGUGGUAUGUUCAAGGCGGAGUCACAGAAUCUGGCCAGGCGACUCUCGGAUGCACCAGCGAAUUGCAUGACACCAACGAUGUUUGCUCAGGCCACCGUGGAUGCAUUGUGUCCGUGCGGCAUCACUGUCGAGGUGCGCACCAUGGACUGGAUUGAAAUACAGCGGAUGCAUGCAUUCCUCAUGAUUGCCAAGGGCAGCUGUGAGCCGCCAGUGCUGCUGGAGAUUAGCUAUUGCGGCACUGCGCCCGAAGACAAGCCCAUUCUAUUUGUCGGCAAGGGCAUUACCUUCAAUUCGGGCGGCAUCAAUCUGAGACGAUGCAAGGGCAUGGAUGAGUAUCGUGGCAGCAUGUCGGCUGCCGCUGCCAUUAUUGGAAUGAUGCGCUGCAUCGCAGCUCUAUCGCUGCCAAUAAAUGUGACCUGUGUGAUCCCGCUGUGCGAGAAUAUGCCAUCGGGAAUGUCAGUCAAGCCGGGUGAUGUUGUCACCAUGCUAAAUGCCCGCUCCAUGGCCGUUCGGGAUGUGGACAAGGCUGGCGUUGUCGUUUUAGCCGAUCCUCUAAUCUAUGGCCAGACGACAUAUAAGCCGAGACUGGUCGUCGAUGUGGCUACCCUUGGCAGGGGUGUACAGAAAGCCUAUGGCGGCGGUGCCUCCGGCAUCUUCUCCAAUUCGCACUAUGUGUGGAAACAAUUCCAGAAGGCUGGUUCCUUGACCGGUGAUCGCAUGUGGCGCAUGCCCCUGUGGAAGUACUAUAGGAAUCAAGUCACCGAUGAGACCGGCUACGAUCUGAGCAAUGAUGGCCGUGGUCUGGCCAGCUCUUGCCUGGCUGCAGCCAUCCUACAUGAGUUGGUGCCCUGCGCCGAUUGGGCCCACAUCGACACCAGAGGCACAGGCAUGCUAACCACUUACGGCCUCAUUCCCUAUUUGACUGCUGGAUAUAUGACGGGGCGACCGACCCGCACCUUGACGCAAUUCGUUUACCAGAUGGCAUGUCCCGAAAUCAAGUAAGAUGAAGAGCAAGACGGUGUAGUGUAAAGUAUGUAAAAAGUAAUUUCAUUGUUAGCUAAAAGACGUUCAUAAAGACUGGUCGAACAUGUAUCACUGUA
This is a messenger RNA of Drosophila grimshawi, 1951 nucleotides long. RefSeq names its product cytosol aminopeptidase. NCBI's taxonomy places the organism in Eukaryota, Metazoa, Arthropoda, Insecta, Diptera, Drosophilidae. Gene Ontology annotation, molecular function: metalloaminopeptidase activity; manganese ion binding. Gene Ontology annotation, cellular component: cytoplasm. Gene Ontology annotation, biological process: proteolysis. The coding region runs from base 255 to 1853 and encodes 532 amino acids. The transcript has a single exon. The record is from RefSeq and is a predicted model, not a curated record.